AUGUGCAGAGGAAGUUAUCUACAGCAAAAAGCAAAUGUGGAAGGGGGUAGCGGGGGGGGGGGGGGAGGGGGGCGGACAAAUCUGUUGCAGGAGAUUUUGUCUGCUGGCUGCCAGAACAGCAGCUGUGAGCCUGAACAAAAGAAGGCAGAGCAUUUUCACAGCAGACAGUCUGCCAAGAUGAUUGGAAACAAUGCUUUUAAAAAAUCCCUGCUGCUAAAUGAGUAUUCCUAUGUGAAAUUAAACUCAAAUGAUCAAAAAGGCAUCAAAGCGGUUCAGUUCAUACGAGUGAUUUCAAUAGUUGGGUUUGUUGUCCUGAUGGCUAUUUACAUCAUAAAACCAGUCAACGUAGAUUUUCCAAAGGACAAAGAAACCAUUAUCAGCAGUUACCAGCAGAUGGAGGAGCAAGGACUCUUUGGAGAGAUCUUGGAAGACAAGAUGAUUAAUGAAGACAAUGUCAAUAGAUGUAAUGAUUCAUGCAAUUUUGAACUUGUGGAAAGUAUUCCUUCUGACAUGCCUUAUGAGACAAAUAGCACCACUGUGAAACCCUUGUACCAAGCAUGGAUGGGUCUCCUCAACAUGGCACAGGAAAGAAUUCAUGUGGCUUCUUACUACUGGUCUCUCACAGGAGAAGAUAUACAUGUAAAUGACUCAUCUUCUGAAGAGGGUGAAGAUAUUCUGAAGAAGUUUGAAAGUUUACUUAUGGAGAAUGUCUCAGUGUAUAUUGCAACAAGCCUGCCAACUUUAGCUGUAAAUUCAACUGAUCUUAAGGUUUUGAAGAAAAAAGGGGCUCAUGUAAGAAGGGUCAAUUUUGGACAUUUGACAAAAGGAGUGCUGCAUUCCAAAUUCUGGAUUGUAGAUAUGAAACACAUGUAUAUUGGCAGUGCAAAUAUGGACUGGAGGUCAUUUUCUCAGGUGAAAGAAGUUGGUGCCGUGAUAUACAACUGCAGCUGCUUAGCCAAUGAUCUAUGGAAAACGUUCAGAACAUACUGGGAUCUUGGGCAUGCUAAUGCCACCGUUCCCUCCCCAUGGCCGAGCAAUUACUCCACCAAAAUUAACAAGUAUAGGCCUCUGGACGUGCAGUUUAAUGGAACCUUGACAACAGCCUAUUUUUCUGCCUCUCCUCCUGUGUUUUGCCCAAAGGGUCGUACUCACGACCUCAUUUCUAUUAUUGACAUUAUAAAUGAUGCAGAAGAAUAUGUGUAUAUCUCAGUCAUGGAGUAUUUUCCUACAACCCGCUUCAGACACCCAGCAAAAUACUGGCCAGACAUUGACAAUGCUCUGAGACGUGUGGCAUUCAACCACAAUGUAAAAAUCAGGCUUUUGAUCAGCUGCUGGCUCCACACUGACCCGUCCAUGUUCCAUUAUUUGCAGUCACUUUGUGCUCUCAGUGAUCCACAUACCAACAUCACCAUCGAUGUGAAAAUCUUCAUUGUUCCAGUUCUGAAUCACACAAACAUCCCUUUCGGGAGAGUGAACCACAACAAAUAUAUGGUCACUGAUAAAGUGGCAUAUAUUGGAACUUCCAAUUGGUCAAAAGAUUACUUUAGUAAUACAGCUGGAGUUGGGCUGAUUGUCAACCAGACUUCAACAGAUCCUCAAAGAAAGAAGCCAGUUAUACAGGAACAAUUAAAAAAUCUUUUUGAACGAGACUGGAAUUCCAAAUAUUCAGUAAAUAUGGAAGAUCUACAUGGGCAGAAAGACUGUGCCUGGGAAGAGGGAUUAAGUUACUUAUAAAGUUCAACAUUUUUUUUCUAUUUGAAAUGUAAUAUACACGAAAUACAUAGUUUAUUUUUAUUAUGUGUCAAAAAAAUCAUUUCCUACUGGUAUGGCCCACUACUUAAUGUUCUGGGAGCACAGUUCAAUAUACCUGUAUAAUCAAAUAAUUUUUGGCAGUUAAUAUGUGAAAUAUUUGUAUAUUUGUCCGGGACAGCAUUAGGCAUGGACCACAUAAGCAGCAACCCAGGGCACAAUAAGGACCAGAUUUAAUCACCUAAAGAUGCAGAUUCAUAGAUUACAAGGUCAGAAGGGACCAUUGUGAUCAUCUAGUCUGACCUCCUGUAUCACACAAGCUUCCCCAGAAUAAUUUCUAGAGUAGAUGUUUCAGAAAAAUAUCCAGUCUUUAUUUUAUUUUAAAAUUGUUAGUGAUGGAGAAUCCCCCAUGACCCAAGACCCGGGUCUUCAGUGGCGGAAGGGAAGGACCUGCCACCGAAUUGCCGCCACAGAAUGAAGCAGCACGGUAGAGCUGCCUCCGAAGUGCCACCGAUCGAGGCUUUUUCAUUUUUUCUUUUUUUUUCUUCGCCGCUUGGGGUGGCAAAAAAGCUGGGGCUGGCCUGCUCUUUAGUGAACCUUUAUCAAUUUAUCUUCACCAGAACUGAACACAAUAUUCCAGCAGCGGUCACACUGCUGCCAAACAUAUAGGUAAAAUAACCUCCUUACUCCUACUUUAGCUUCUCCUGUUUAUGCAUCUCAGGCUCGCAUUAGCUCUUUAGCUUCAGUGUUACACUGGGAGCUCAUGUUCAGCUGAUUAUCCACCAUGACCCUCAAAUCUUUUUCAGAGUCACUGCUUCCCAGGACAGAGUGCCCUAUUGUAUAAGUAUGGCCUUCACUCUUAGUUCCUAGAUUUAGCCAUAUUAAAAUACAUAUUGUUUGCUUACACCCUGUGAUAAAUGAAGUGGGGUGGGGGUAGCCCCCUGUUAUGGACACCCAGCCAGCCAGUUAGCUAUAAAAUCCCUCUUAGUAGU
Molecule: messenger RNA, 2741 nt
Organism: Mauremys mutica (yellowpond turtle)
Lineage: Eukaryota; Metazoa; Chordata; Testudines; Geoemydidae
Gene: PLD4
Product: phospholipase D family member 4
Exons: 12
Coding region: 1-1734 (577 amino acids)
Biological process (GO): phagocytosis; hematopoietic progenitor cell differentiation
Cellular component (GO): phagocytic vesicle; endoplasmic reticulum; nucleus
Molecular function (GO): catalytic activity
Source: RefSeq, a predicted model, not a curated record